Penicillium argentinense is the source of this 657-nucleotide messenger RNA. Its product is annotated as Efflux pump. Gene Ontology annotation, biological process: transmembrane transport. The record is from RefSeq and is a predicted model, not a curated record. Lineage: Eukaryota; Fungi; Ascomycota; Eurotiomycetes; Eurotiales; Aspergillaceae. Gene Ontology annotation, molecular function: transmembrane transporter activity. The transcript is spliced from 2 exons. Bases 1 to 657 code for a protein of 218 amino acids.
AUGAAUUUUUUUCAUACCAAGUACAUCAUCAUCCCUCGCCAGCUGGGCGGCACUGUCAUUCAGGCCUUCUGGGCCGGUACUUCGUUUCUGCUCACCAGCACGGUCUUCAUUCUGACGUUCGGAUCGUUAUCUGAUACCUUUGGACGAAAAUACACUAUUCUUCUUGCAUUGGUCCUAUUCACCGUGGGAUCAAUUGUUGCCGGCGCUGCCCACAACCUGAACAUUGUCCUCGUCGGUCGGAGCAUCCAAGGUGCUGGUGGAGGCGGCAUUCUCAUUCUCACCGAGGUUGUCAUUACGGACUACGUGCCCCUGCGUCAGCGGGGAACGUACUUUGGCUAUGCCAGCGCUGUAUGGGCGCUUGGAUCUGUCACUGGUCCAGUCAUCGGUGGCGCGUUAGCCGAGGCUGCCUCCUGGAGAUGGAUUUGCUGGAUUAAUAUUCCCAUCUGCGGAGUUGGUUUCAUUCUGGUCAUUGAAUUCUUGAAUCUCAAGUCUGUGCCGGGGUCUUUCGUUCCAAAGCUCCUCACAGUCGACUGGGUGGGCGCAUUUCUGCUCACAGCUUCGGCCACCAGCCUACUCCUUGCGCUUUCUUGGGGUAAUAUCAUGUACCCCUGGUCAUCGUGGCGCACCAUUGUGCCACUGGUGCUCGGUCUUUUAUGA